AAAAGUAAAAACAAACCAGAUUCUUCGGUGUUCAAACUUUUUUUUCAGCAAAACUGUUUCCUGAUAUAAACGUGUACUAUACAAAUCUUUGUAUUAAUCAAAAAGAAAUGGAUUGCAAGAAAUGUUUGGCAUUGAUAUUAAUGAUUGCUGUUGUAAUGGGAGAUAACUCCAGUAAUGAAGGGGUACAGAAACAUGUGGUCAUUGUUGGAGGUGGCAUAGCUGGUCUUGCUGCCGCUAGGAAGUUACAGAAUACUGGUCAGUUUGUGGUCAAUGUCUUAGAGGCCAGGAGGGAGAGGUACGGAGGCAGGAUAUUCACAGAUCGUUCAUCAGUUAAAUUUGCAAAAGGAAUGGAAGUAGAUAUAGGUACUAACUGGUUGAAUUCAAUGGUAAAAGACAACCCAUUGGCUAAGAUAGUAUCUGACGGGGAACUAGAAGUGAAAUCGGCAGGAAGUGUCCAACUCCACUUUCCAGAGAAGGGACAAGUUUAUACAGGGGAUGAUGCCAACAAAAUAUUCACAGAAUUUUAUAAAAUAACUCUGCAAGCCAUGCAAAAGGCAACGGACAACGGAAGAGACCUAGAUCUAAAGAAAGCGAUUCAAAGUGUUUUACGAGAUGAAGAGACGGUGGCUGACAAAACCUUGCUGUCGUCAGUACUGGAAUCACAUUACACUAUGUCUCUAUCUGAUCACUCCACACAAAUGUUUGAUCCUAAAAAAGAAUUUGGUUGGGAUACCGCUGUAGUUGAUGGCUUUGAUCAGAUUGUUGACAUCCUUGUAGGAGGACAAAGAAAGGAGAGCACACUAUCUGUAGAGUUAAGGAAACCAGUACGACAGAUAGAGGUUAACAAAACACGGAACAAGGUUUUGGUGAGAACCAGAGAUCUGAAGCAGUAUGAUGCUGACGCUGUGGUGGUUGCCCUACCUUUAGGAGUAUUAAAAACAGAAACAGUAAUAUUUGAUCCUCCCUUGCCUAAAGGAUGGAAGAAAACUAUAGAAAAUAUAGGAAUUGGAUUUAGUAAUAAGCUAGUCUUACAGUUCAACAAAGUAUUUUGGCCAGAAGAUGUAGGUAUAUUCACCAUGGUGACCAGUAACCAGGACGACAUGGGCAUGCUUCAGACCUGGGUAAAUUUACAUCGCUAUGUCAACAAACCUUUACUGAUGGGAAUGUUACAUGAUCAAGCUGCUGUCAGGUUUGAAAAUAUGACAGACGAGGAAAUCAAGGAAAAUGCAAUAAACAUUUUAACAAAAUUAUUUGGUGAAGAAAAAUUGAAAGAUGUCACAACAACCAUAGUAACAAAAUCUAAGUGGAAUUCAGACAACAAAGUAUUAGGAACUACUUCAUAUCCUAAAGUUGGUAUUUUACCAGAAAUGUUUGAUUCUUUGACCAAACCUGUAUGUCCAUAUAUUUAUUUUGCUGGGGAAUAUACGUCAUUGGAACACAUGAACACAGCUCACGGAGCUUAUUUAUCUGGCAUAAGAGCUGCAGAUCAAAUCAUUUCUAAUUAUUGUGCAAAGGAACCGUCAAAAGAAAAGAAAGUAGAGACCGGUAAAGGAAAAACAAAGAAAGAGAAAAAAUCUGAAAAGAAAAGAGAAAAUCAGAAAGAUGAUAAAUUAAAGGAUGAGCUGUGAUCAUAGAAAAAUGUUAUGGGUUUCUUUAUGAAUAAUUAAAUUUCUUAUGAUUUUGGAGGGAUUUAUUCUCAUGUUAAGGUGUUUUUUUUAAAGGUGAAAUGUAACAAUAAAAUAUAUGUAAUUAGAUGCUAAUUUAUAAAGAAUAGAGAAUCAUGUUCAAAAUUUAUAAAGAACAGAGAAAAUAUCAUAAAAAAUAAAAAUACAGAAAUGUAGAAUAAUUCAUCCUUUCCUUUUAUGUUUAAAUAAUACAUGUAAUAUGUCAGCAAAAUUUUAUCCAAAUGACAAAAUAACUGAGACGUUACCUUUGUAAAUUCGAAAGUUCUGCAUUAUUCAUUUGAAUGAAAAAUAAAACUUUCAAUAUUUUCUGAAAUGAGUCAAAUGACAGUAUUAAACUAGAUGAAGCACUUAAAUUCAAACUCAAUUUAAAUAAAAGAUGAUAUGUGAGUUAUAUUUUUUCCUGACAUGUUUAACAUGCAUUUAUAUCUAUUCGAAGAAUAUUCAUGGAGAUAGUAAAUCAAUUAUAAAUUAUACAAUUGACCUGUUUUUAAUGGAAGGCAAUUUAUGCAAAUAUUUUUAUGUCAUAUUUUCAUGUGACACAAGGUUAUUGCUUGUUCUGAUUUUUUUAUGGUAAUUAAAACAAAAAUUAUUGAAAUUCUGUAGUGAACAAAUGUGAAAAAUAAAAUAAGUAGCACAAUUGGUUAAUGUAUUUAAAUUAAUACAAGUAGCUGUAGAAUAAACAUUAAAUUAAUGUACAUGUAUAUGAACAGGUGCUGUUAACAGAUUAUAGUGUCAUUAAAUGUAGUACUAAACUUAUUGUAUUCAAGGAUUUGCAAAUCCUUGUUGUAUUAAGGCAGUCAUAGUAUGAAAUUUUGUAUUUUUUAUUACUAUGUAUUCACUUUUGUCAAGCCAUCAACUUUUGUUGA
This is a messenger RNA of Mytilus trossulus (common blue mussel), 2551 nucleotides long. RefSeq lists its product as uncharacterized. Gene Ontology annotation, molecular function: oxidoreductase activity. The transcript is spliced from 8 exons. Bases 108 to 1628 code for a protein of 506 amino acids. Lineage: Eukaryota; Metazoa; Mollusca; Bivalvia; Mytilida; Mytilidae. The record is from RefSeq and is a predicted model, not a curated record.